Messenger RNA from Myzus persicae (green peach aphid), 673 nucleotides. It is a transcript of the gene Reg-5, whose product is annotated as rhythmically expressed gene 5 protein. The record is from RefSeq and is a predicted model, not a curated record. NCBI's taxonomy places the organism in Eukaryota, Metazoa, Arthropoda, Insecta, Hemiptera, Aphididae.
AUGAGAACGUACGCUCUCCUAUGGCCCUUGGCCGCAUUCCUAGUGACCCGGACCUCCGGGUCGGCCAUUCCGAUGUGGGAAUUCCUCAGUCGAGGAGAAAAGAUGAGCCACUUAUUCAACAUGUUCGUGAAACAAGUAGCCGACUUUUGUGACUCAUCUUCUAUGCCAGACUGUAAUAAAGUAUUAUUGGUUUAUGGUUUAACCAACUUGGCGAAGAUGGGAGAUGAUAGCUUAGACAAAAUGGACCCCUAUCAAAGAGGAUCGAGAAUAAUGAUAUGGGAAUCUAUGAUGAAAGGAGGUUUCUAUACUUCUCAAACAACCAACAAAUCGGAAGAAGAGCUCAAUGACCCAUUAGAAACAAGUGGUGGAAACGAUUUGGGUUCCGCGUCGAAUAACGUCGAAGAAAUAGCUACUCCACCAGGUGGUUAUAUCAUCGGACCAAUGGUUGUGAGAGUAAUGCCUGAUGGUCGGCCAGUACCCGGUGACUCUCAGAGGCCUCUGCCCAAAGACGAAGACGCAGAAGAAUUCAUAGCCAUGCGAUCCAAACCUAUGCCUUCUAUGGUCGACAUGUUGGUCAACGGAAACAACAAACACAAAAUAGGAAUGCUGUGAGACCAUUUAGGUAUACGCUUAAACCAAUAAACUGAUACUUCCAAUAAUGCGUCCUCAGCUG